AUGAAGAUUGGAAUUGUGGCAUUCCCUUUACUUAUGAUUGCUCUUAGAAGCAAGUCUGCUGAUGCUUUUAAAUCAAAUACUUUGGAAACAAAAAUUAAUUAUGGCAUUCUAAAUAAUUAUGAAGAGUUGUUAAAAAUAGCAAGAUGCCAAUAUUGCUUAACAGCCAUCAAACCUGCUGAAGAAGAAAAAUGUGAUGCCAUAAUGAAUGAAUGUAGAAAUAUGUUAACUGAUAAAGAACUUGGACUUUUAUUAAAAGCCAUAACAGGUGAUAAUGGAAGUAAGAAAUCUGUAUAUAUUCAUGGAAAGCAUAGUAAUACAUUAAGAAAAAUUAUUAAAGUUUUAGAAGCACAAUCAAAAAAUAUUGAAUCAAUAAAAACUAUUGUACGUGGUAUUAAAAAAAAUGGUGGUUCUAAGUUAAAAGCUAGUGGUCCCAAUAGCCAAGAAUUAGCUAAAUUAAACACAAACAUUCAAAAUAUAAAAAAAGGUUUCCAAUUUUUAAGUAAUAAUUUCAACACAAUUAAUAAACACAUUAACACACCAAAUAAUGAUAUGUCCCAAAUUUAUAACAAAAUAGUAAACUCAGCCAAUCCUGAGGAAUUAUCAAAAUCAAUAGAAAAAAUAGAUUCAACAGAAGAAUCAAGCGAAGGUUUCAAUGAUAUUAUAAAAUCAAGUGUUCAAGAUAUUUUUGAUGAAGGAGAAACUAUAAUGAAUGUAGUUAAAACUGUUUUAGUACAAGAAAGUGAUGGAAUUGGAAAUGAUUUAGCAGGAUUAAUUGAAAAAGGAAAAGAAAUCGGAGAACAAAUUGUAAGCAUUGAAGGAAUACUAUCUCCACAAAAUGGAUUAUUUAGUGGUGGUCUCCCAUCAUUAGAUAAAUUAUACAAAUUAACAAUUAACUUAUCAUCUUAUGAAGAGUUGUUAAUUAAACUUAAGGAUGUAGUAUUAUCCAAAUUAAAAGAUAUCUUAUUAAGAUUGUUAUAUAAAUCAUAUAUAACUUACAGAAAAAAUAAAGCAAUCGAAUUAGGAGAAGAAGAAAUAGCAAUAGUUAGCGAAGAUGAAUAUUUAGAUGAGUUGAAAAAAGGUGUAUUACAAUUAAGUAUGAAAUUAUUAUAUAGCAAAGUCAAAAGAUUAUUAACUAAAAUUAAAAACAAAAUAUUCUAUAAAAAGGUUAAAGAAAUUUCCCCUGAAUCAUUACCAAUUGAAAUUCCAGAAUAUGAUUAUGAUGACGAUGAUGAUGUUAUUGUUGGUGGUGAAUCUAUUCCAUUCAAUAAAUCUUCAUUACAUACUAAAUUAUUCAGAGGUACUUCAUCUCCAGAAAAAGCUAUAUUAUCUAGAAUCGAUAAGAUGAUUAGUGAAAUCGAUUUAUACGAAGAAGUAUUAUCUACUGAUAAAUCUACAGAUGUUGAAGAUGAUGAAAUGUUAUCAGUUGUCGAAGCUAUGGAUGAAACCGAAUCCGAUGAAGCUGAAUUAUCAAAUGAACAUGUACAGAAAAUUAUCAAUGAAAACAUUGCCAUAGAAGCUAUCAAUGAUUUACUUAAAAUCGAUGGAGCUGCAAUAGAAGGUAAUGAUUCACAAAAUAAAUCACAUAAUUUAAUCGCUGAUAUUGAAAAAGAUGCUAACGCUCUAAGCAACAAUUCAGAAACCUCUGACAAUAUCAUGAAAAAAAUCGUUGUAUAUGUUAUAAAAGAAAAAUUAUCUGAUUUAGCAAAAGAAUUAUCAGACAAUAAAUUAGAAGACGCAUCUAAAACCCCAGAAUCUUCAGAUAAUGUAACUCCAAAAAAUACUCCAGUUCCAACUCAAGCAUAA
This is a messenger RNA of Plasmodium vinckei vinckei, 1803 nucleotides long. RefSeq names its product merozoite surface protein 9, putative. The record is from RefSeq and is a predicted model, not a curated record. The coding region runs from base 1 to 1803 and encodes 600 amino acids. The transcript has a single exon. Lineage: Eukaryota; Apicomplexa; Aconoidasida; Haemosporida; Plasmodiidae.